Molecule: messenger RNA, 2439 nt
Organism: Postia placenta MAD-698-R-SB12
Lineage: Eukaryota; Fungi; Basidiomycota; Agaricomycetes; Polyporales; Adustoporiaceae
Exons: 15
Coding region: 1-2439 (812 amino acids)
Molecular function (GO): NAD+ poly-ADP-ribosyltransferase activity
Source: RefSeq, a predicted model, not a curated record
AUGUGCUCUGAUGCGACGCGCAACUCUGCUACGGUCUGCAGUUUCCCAAAUUGCAGACGGGCCGUGUGGCAGGACCCAGACGGUUCUUACUCGUCGUACUGCGGAAGAGGGCAUCGGGAUGCGAUGGCGCAGGUCAAUACAAAUAACCAAGCACAGCUAUGCAAGGCCUGUAGUAUUCUCUUCUUUGCGGCUGUCACUUGCGCCCGGUUUAUGUCGAAAAUGGCCAUGCUCAUGGAUUCUGUGGCAUUCGCUGUGCCACUGCUUAUAAGGAUGGGCAGCAACCAUCCACACCUACACAAUCACCUCCUCAGUCACUCGUUUGUGCAUUGUUCGGUUGCAACAAGCCAGUUUGGGUUGGACAGAACCAGACACCGAGCAGUUACUGCGGAAAUCCUCAUCGAAUUGAUGCAGUCAAGAGAGGCGAAGCUGAGUCUUGUCUAUUCUCUAGUCAAUGGCAAGACAAGCGAGUUUUGUUCUAGGAAAUGCGGUCAGAUCACGAUCGCCGGCGCACCGAAAAUACUGGAGGUCAGCAAUAAGCAUGAUGCAUUCAAUGAAGUAUCAACGCAGUUCCUACAAGGAUGGCGACAUCCUACCUCGAAGCCAACUGUCGUAAAAAUCUGGAAGAUAUUCAGCGACAAGGAUCACAAUGACCGGUUCGCGCGUUACAGGCUCGCAGUUGAACGACGUAUUGGCAAGGAAGGAGGCAAUAGCCUACGGCGUUGGCAUGGUACUAUCCGUGCAUGCAGGCUUGGCGAUGACGAGACACAAUUGAGAGGGGAUGGUGACAGCGCUUUGUUUGUGCAGUCGUCGUUCGAGAUUGCGAAGUUUGGUAAGCGCACAAACUUUGGGCGAUUCGGAGAGGGAAUAUAUACGUCCGCGACGUCAUCUAAGGCGAACGACUAUGUCGCUGAAGGAGGGGGGUCAUCGUAUAGGGCGAUGCUUCUCAACGACGUCGUCAUGGGCAAAACGAUCAAGCUCACUGCUGACAAUCCGAAUUUGAAAGAGCCUCCGCAAGGGUAUGACUCGGUUGUUGGUGAACCUGGAGGAAGCCUGAACUAUGACGAAAGCAUUGGUGACGCGGGAUCCGACAGAAAGCUUGGGUAUCGGAGUGUCUUGGGUUGUUGUCCAUUACCUGCGUCCAUUGAAUUCUCGUUGGCUACCCGCUUGAUACAGACUGGCCGAGACUCGGAGAUACACUUUGUCUUGUGGCCUUCUUCGGAUACGCAAACACAGCCCUUUCGCUAUUAUAUCGACAUGCGCCUCAGUGAAGACGUCCUCUCCAUCAUCGUCACUCUCCUACCAGCUGGAAAUGCUCGUGCCUUGUUGACCCUGUCGAAAUGCUUGCACGACAUCGCCUUGCCCCAGGCCGUAUCUUCAAUUUGCGUCUCCAAGGCGGAUAAUCUGGUCGCUAUGUGUCAAUACUUCGCAGGAAAUUCCCGACAUGAUCACAUCCGUACUCUGGAGAUCCAAAGUGGUGCAUUAGUUCAGGAGCACGUUGAGGCCAAAAAUGCUUAUAAUCGCGCCCAAGUCAUGGAAUGCCUCCACGAAUUCUUUCAGAAAGCAACUAACGUGACGAGAUUGACGCUAGGAAGCGCGGAACUGAUUUUCCAUGAUGGAUGCAAAUCGCAGAUCGGACACGCCAUAGCUAGCUUGCGCUACCUCUCGACGCUCUCGCUUCUGGACGUAGGGCCACAAACGAUUUCUACGCUCAACGAAUUGCCACUCACCAUCAAGGCGCUCGAGAUGUCCGCACCGGAACCGUUCUACACCUACGGCGACUGGAGUUGGAUCCGCGAUCUCAAACCCAUUCCGAGUGUCCAGCGCCUGAGACUCACGCAUUUCUUCGUGCUGAGUUUCACUUCCCUGACGCCGGUCUCUGGCUGUGCAUGGCCAAAUGCCCUCUGCCUUGAGAUUGGAGAAAACCGUGUUCCUUGCUCUGUCUAUCCGCGGUUCUUUCCAAAUGCUCGUUGCUUUCAUCUGGGACAUAGCGGCAUCGAAUGUUUGGGCGAGCACAAGGAAGCCGACAAGUGGCGUAACAUGGGACGAAUCACUACAUCGCUGGAGCAGAUCUAUGAAUGGGAUAUCUCCGAGCGUACGCAGCUAGUUGAAUUUGUCGACAAAGCCGGUUGCGGAGCAAAAUGGCUUCAGGAUAUGUCUUCAAUUGUUGGGCGGCUAUCGCCUGUGGUUCUGCGCGUAACGAUAUCUUCUCCAGAAGAAUUGUUCUGUCGACAAGGCAUCCCUGUGCAACCCUCGAAGUUCUGGGCUCAAAUAUUUGCUUAUGGUCCUAGAUUAAAGAGUAUUGAGCUGGUUCUCGCCGAGGGAUGCGGGCGUAUCCAAGAGUAUCAAGAUCAUUCGUGCAGUCUGAGCCGGGACGAUUGUUGGCAGCUGAUUCGGGCGGCUUGUGUGCCUUCCCCAAGAUUCCUCAUCCACGGAGUCUGA